Vigna angularis (adzuki bean) is the source of this 1022-nucleotide messenger RNA. RefSeq lists its product as uncharacterized. Bases 100 to 783 code for a protein of 227 amino acids. The record is from RefSeq and is a predicted model, not a curated record. Gene Ontology annotation, cellular component: mitochondrial matrix. Lineage: Eukaryota; Viridiplantae; Streptophyta; Magnoliopsida; Fabales; Fabaceae. The transcript has 3 exons.
AAAAAAUUAGGAAAGAUUUGCUGUACCUCCUGAGGUUAGAAAGAACGUUCGAAACAAACGAGAAAACACCCUGGAAUAUCACAAGGCGGUUGGGGAAAGAUGAUGCUGUUGGGAAGGGUUAGAGAGGUGAAGCAGAGUGUGGUACAUCUUCGUCAUCUAUGCCACAACCCACAGAGAUAUAUUCAAGAUCUCGAACUGCUCAAGUGCUUCAAAUCCGAGAUUCAGUUCGAGCUUUCUUCCAAUCAUUUUCAGAAUGCUCAAACUGGUUCCUUAGGGGACUUUGUGAUGGAACCUGACUCACUCAGUUCCAAAGAUGUCGUUUUGCGAAGAAAAUUCGAUUCUGGUGAGGAAGUUGCAGUUUCUGCUAUUCUGGGGCCUCCUAACUACGAGGAAGACACCGUUUUUCCAAGAGAUGCUUUUAUGAAAGUGUGUGUGAAAAAACCAACAUUAAGCUCCAUUUUGCAGUUUGACUGUGGAGUUCAUGAAGAAACUGAUAAGGGCUCUGAUUUUGACAUAUAUAAUGCUUAUUAUCUCAGAUCACCUACAUUUCUCAAGCCUUCCAAUUACAGAGGUCCCUUAUUCAGCACAUUGGAUAAUGAGUUGCAACAUGCACUCAAGGAAUACCUGAUAGUCAAGGGCAUUGGCGUAAGCCUGACAAACUUUCUUCUCCACUACCUACACAAAAGAGAGCAAGAGCAGUAUGUGAACUGGUUGAAGAAAGGUGAAGCAGCAUUUUUAUCAACAGAAGGGUCUUUGAGGCAAUCUGUGGAGGCGUUGCAAUAGUGUCAAUUUUGGAACUUGAUAACUUUUACUGAUAUUUUAGUCAAAUGGUUUUGAGAGUUGGGAUAAUAAUAAUAAUGAUUAGGAUGUCAAACAAGUGACUGAUUUUUACAGUAUAGAAUUUCUUUUCUAAAUGGUACGUACCUGAACUUUUGAAGCUGGAAUAUCUUCUAUACAAGUUAAGUGGUUAAAUUGUUUUUUGGUUACAGGGUCAACUUUAUCUAUUUUAUCUUUGUAUUUUA